CCUGAGCCCUCGGGUGAUCCAAUCAUCUUUUGGACUCAACCAUUUUUUGGGCGACUUGCGACUUGCAAGGUUUUCGACAAAUCAAAUGAACCUUUGAGCUUUUCUUCUUCCCUUCCCCCCUUCUCAAUUUUUUAAAGACGCCACUUGCGCAUUUCUUACCUACCCUGUACCCUACCGAACAUACACUACUGCGACUGAACAUUGGACAGAAAUCGGAACUUGUGUCAUGGUACCUACCUUGAAUCGUUCCAGCCCUGCCAGCUUUUGUUUUCGCCUCAACAAGGGACCGUAUACAUACCUACCUAGUCAACCCCAUCGGACCUUUCCGAAAACUGGCAUACAAACACACACAUACACCAUCACCACCACCACCACCACCACCAUCAUAUCAUCUUUUACAAGCUUUUCAUUGUUUCACACGCCCAACUUUUACCUUCUCCCACCGACAGAUCAUCUGGCUUCCUGAACUGAACAGAAAGUUUUUCUCCUCACCCACACUCACUGUCUUUGAUCCGUAUUAUUGCCCGGUCAAGUCUUCUCGGUGAUGAAGCUUCCUCCUCCAUACCCGACAUUUCUACCAUCCGAAUACCUGAACACCCGAAACCCAACGACGACCCUUGUUACUCCUACAAAACCGACACCUUGAACGACUGAAACAAGGCAACCAAAAUUCAACAUGGAGCAUUAACGGAUCAAUCAACCUCUUAUCACGCGUGGAAGUAGUAUAGGUCAGGCUGCGUGCGGUUUGUUGCUGGUUGCGCAAUUGGGAUAACACAGAGCAGAGUCUUAUUUCCAGGAUCUCAAUCAGUCCUGCCGAGACUUCCAGUUUGUGUGACUCGCGAAUCAGAGCAAAAGUAAAGGCCAAAAAAAGGGGACGGGACUUUCUUUUCUUCAACACUCCACGCCAAUCAAUGCAAUGGGAAUCCAAAUCGUCGAGUCCGCGCUAGAACCGCCUCGAUCGUCUUUCGCGCAGCCGCAGCAGCAGCAGCAACAAUACGGACCAUGGCACUACCGCGAUGUGCGCUCAAGCAGCCGCCGUUAUGGCUGGGGUGAAGGACCGGCGGCGGCGGCGGCGGCGGCCCUCAUCUCGAAUGCAUUUUCCGAGAAGAAGAGAUUUGCUGGAGCCGCGGAGGGGGGUAGUAGUAGGGGUAGCGGAAAGAGUACCAGCAAGACGGCAGUGGUGUGUCUUCCACUUCCUGCUCUUGUUGUCGAACAGGCCCAGGAAGAGCAACCGGAAACUAGCAGCAUCGGAUCAACAGAAGUUCUCACGCUCUCGGUCCCAGCCGCAGCCCCAGCCUUAGCCUCAGCCUCAACACCCACAACAGCAACAGCCUCGCCGUGGCCAUCAUUCACAAUCCCAAGACCUUCUGCCUCUACUUCCCCAAUCCUCACAUUCCCACUUACUCCCAUCAACCCGCCGCAUCUUUCGCAUCUUGAGGCGCAUGUCCUUCCCAAACCCAAAAGCCUUAAACGUUCUCGUCCCUGCACAGACGUAGAUGGCCACAACACCGCCCCGCUCCCGUGCAAGAAGCGGCGUCUGCGGCUAAACUUCGUCACGUCCCGUCUAUCUCAUCCCUUUUCGUUACCCGCUACGCACAUCCUUAACCGGGAAUCGAUCCUCAAGGGAGAUAAGAGGCUACGAAGUAUAGCGGCGGCAGCGAACAGGAGGAUGGCCAUGGCUGGAUUAGGGUUCGGUGGAGUUGGGGGGCAAAAUGGGGGCGGAGGUGGAAUGGCAAUGGCGAUGGGAGGGAGUGGGAGUGCGGCAUCGUGGUUGAGGAAGAUGGCUGUCAUGAAUCGGUUUAGGUUGAGGAUGAUGGGGGAGGGUUUGGUGAGGGCUCAGCAGGCUCAGCAGGCUGCGCAGGCACAGGCUGUACAGGCACAGGCUCAUGAAACUGGGCAAGGGAGAGGAGGAGGAGUACCUAUGCAACGAACAGCUCAAGGACAUCAUGGCUUCGAACCCGCAACAACUCAACAGCCUCCUCCACCUAGGGGCAGUCAAGCUGGUGGGCAACAAGUUCGGGUGCCAGUAAUAACAGGGUUUCCACCACCGGUGAUACACACCACCACCUCCAACUCAGGACCACAAACAUCAGCACCAUCAACGCCACAACGCCUCUCUCCCUCUCCGCCCCUUCACCCACUUUACUCACCAGACCUUCGGCCCACAGACGACCAAGACGAUCAAGACUUUGACGACGAAGACGUUGCCUUCCCCACAUCAGCGCACGAAAGUCGAUAUGAAGGCGAAGAAGAGGAAGAAGGGCACGAAGUGUAUGCGGAUUUUGGGGUGUUAUUCGGCGGCGGCGGCGGCGAUGGGGAUGAUGAUGUCGACGAGGAGGGAGAUAGCAUAUCUGGCGAGAUGUCUGGAGAGCAGCAGCAGGAGUGUUUGGGUUUGGACGAUUGGGAUGGGAUUUCUUGGGGGGCUGCGUAGAUCUUCCUAGGUAGUGAGCUGGUAUGGGAGGGUAUGGAUGGGACGGGGUUGCGGACUGGGCGGCAUUGUCAUGUUAUUUACUACCGCAUCACUAAAACUUGGGCGUAUCGAUUGGUUCGGGCAGGACGUCGUGCUUUUUAGCGCAAGCUUUGCAUGUAGGCGGUUACAUAAAACAAAGCAGAAGAAAGAACAUAGGUGGCAUUUGUCAGUGAUUUGUUUACCUUGGUUGCCGUACCAGGCCUUCCAGCGCGAAACUUGUCCGUUCUUUGUCUGGAUACCUGCCAGAUCUCAUUCUCUUCACCCGGCACGUCUACAUCCUUCGGGGAGAUACGCGAUCACGCUCGGGCGGUUACUUCCUCGUGGCGAACAUUGUUGUUGUUGGGGCUCGCGACUCGCCUCCGCCUCGGGCAGCAGGCAGCUCGCGCGGCUCCGGCCGAUGGUGUUGAUAACGAAUACAUGUAGAUAGCCUUGGCGAGGGAAGACGAUAACGGAAUCAAUGUUCAUCAAUUGGAGAUUUCGACA
Messenger RNA from Neurospora crassa OR74A, 2953 nucleotides. RefSeq lists its product as hypothetical. The record is from RefSeq and is a predicted model, not a curated record. Lineage: Eukaryota; Fungi; Ascomycota; Sordariomycetes; Sordariales; Sordariaceae. The transcript has a single exon. Bases 917 to 2431 code for a protein of 504 amino acids.